AUGGUACGGCCGCGGCAAAAAGCGCAGCAGCAGCAACAGCAGCAGCAAUCGGAGCGGCAGGCCCAAGACGAGGAUCAGCAGUGUUAUCGCCGUGCGCAGGAUGAACACAAGCAGUAUUUACGGACGGAAUCACAUCAAGAGCAAGAUCCGAAUCAGUUGAGGCAGGAACAACAGCAGCAGCCCCAGACAGAGUGGCAACGGAGCAGUCUACAGCAGCAAGCCGAGCAGCAGCAGCCGCAGCAGCAACAGGAGCUGCAGCCUUCUGCUGCACCGCCUCGAGUGCACGUGAAAUUCUUGGGCGGCAAACGUGCGAGAGGUCUCGUUGCAUCCGAACCCAUCGAAACCGCGGAGGUCAUUUACACGGAGGAGCGUCCGCUUCUCGCAGUGCAGCACGAAUUCUCGCGGUUUGUCAAGGGCGUAGGGCUAUGUGGGCUGACCUGCUGCAACUGCUUGCGCUUUGUGGGCUCGCUGAAGGACUGUAUCCGCCACGUUCUCACCCAGGCAGGGCGGCAUGAACCUCUGGCGGACCUGCAACUUUUGCCCGAAACCUUCAUCGAGAAAGCAGGGCUCUCGUUGGGUCCAGUAGUCCCCUGCGGGGAGUCCGACUGUCCGGCAGUGUUUUGUUCCCAAGAAUGCCGCGAGCACGCUCGUCGCGAGACCUUUCAUCGAAUGGUUUGUGUGGAGGCGGCGGAUCGCAGCGCCUGGCUUGUAUUCCUUUCUCACGCCAGAAGGCACCAUGAUGGACUCAUGAUGGCAGGUGCCUGCGUAGCCCAGGUUGUGUUUGAGGUGUUGUUUAAGGGCCGGCAGUUCGCAGAUGCACUUCGUCCUUUCCGGCAGUUUUAUUCUGCUCCCUGGGAGUCGCUGGCGCCUGACCGCGUCGCUGCAGGGGGGUCUUCAGCGUCCCUUAGGGGCUCCCGUACAGAGACUGCCGAGGGGAGGAGGAGUCUCCUUCUCGAGUCGCUGGCCCUUUUAAAGAGGGUCCUCGACCCGAUCAUCAGCUGCUAUGGGGACCCAUCACUGAGGGACACACUUGACAGCAUUCUGCAGCUUGAUUCUUAUUCACGCCUCCUGGGGACUUUCGCCCUAGUUUGUCUCGAUGUGGAGUUCCCUCAUCCGCUCAAUCGUCGUCUGCUCGACUUGCAGCGAGCCCUUUCGCGGUUCAGUCACCGCCGACCAGAUCACCCAGAGGGCCUUUCAGGAGUCCCCAUAGAAGUACCUCCUCCAUCUGGACCACUUCAGGGGUCUUCCCCUGAGCUACAGGAUACUUCAGCUGAGGAUGAGCAACACGCUCCUGUGCUACGGAAAGUCAGGGCCUUGCGGUCCAUUGACGCGGAAGAGGAAGUGACUGUCUCCUACAUAGACGAGGCCCUGCCCCUCCACGAACGGCGCCAGAUGCUGCAGAAACACUACGGCUUCUCUUGCACGUGUCCCCGCUGCGUUGUCGAAGCUACCGAGGCCCUGCUAGUUGUCAUGAAGGCCCCCGAAUGCGCCGAUGGAGCUAAGCUUGAGGAGCUUGUGGCGCGGAGGACGGGUUUGCCCCUGGCCGUUGUCACGGAAGUCAGGCAAUAUUCACGACGGCUCACCAAACCCUAA
Molecule: messenger RNA, 1593 nt
Organism: Eimeria mitis
Lineage: Eukaryota; Apicomplexa; Conoidasida; Eucoccidiorida; Eimeriidae
Exons: 13
Coding region: 1-1593 (530 amino acids)
Molecular function (GO): methyltransferase activity
Source: RefSeq, a predicted model, not a curated record